This is a messenger RNA of Cadophora gregata, 1341 nucleotides long. RefSeq lists its product as uncharacterized. NCBI's taxonomy places the organism in Eukaryota, Fungi, Ascomycota, Leotiomycetes, Helotiales, Ploettnerulaceae. Gene Ontology annotation, biological process: protein depalmitoylation. The transcript has 2 exons. Gene Ontology annotation, molecular function: palmitoyl-(protein) hydrolase activity; carboxylic ester hydrolase activity. Gene Ontology annotation, cellular component: cytoplasm. The coding region runs from base 1 to 834 and encodes 277 amino acids. The record is from RefSeq and is a predicted model, not a curated record.
AUGGCUCCACCUCCUCAGAAAGAACCUCAGAUUGUGGAAGCAGAAAAUUCAGAUGCUGGGAGGAGAGCAACAUUUAUUUUCUUGCAUGGAUUUGGAGAUGAUGCUGAUGGAUUCAUCAACAUCGCCCAUCAAUUUCAAGCCGCUCACAAACUCCCCUACUUGAAAUGGAUCUUCCCCAAUGCACCCCACAACCACGAAGCUAAUAGCACCGCAUGGUACACACCCACGUCGUUCUCGCCCAUCCCCGUCGGCUCUUCCUCUUCUCCUUCCGCCUCUCAAGAAUCUCCUGAACAAGAGAACGAAUUUACUGAUUCUCCUGAGAGCGAAAAUGAGAUUUGGGAGAGUGUGAAGUAUGUAGAGGGGCUGAUUGAGAAGGAGUUGGAAAGAGGUGUUGAGCUAGGACGAGUAGUGGUUGGAGGUUUUAGUCAGGGGUGUGCGGUGAGUUUCUUGGUUGGAUUGGCCGGGAGGUUUAAGGGGGAAGUCGGAGGUGUGGUUGGAUUGAGUGGAUAUUUACCUGGGGGAAGAAGGGCGUGGGAAGGGAGGGAGAGUCUGAGGAAGGGGAGGAUUGAGGGGCAAGAGAAACAGAAGGAUGGCGAGGAGAGUAAUGGUGGAGAUGGAAGAAAUGGGAAGAUGAAUAUGAAGGUCUUUAUCGGGCAUGGGACAAAGGAUAUGUUAGUUCCUAUGAGGAUUUUUAGGGAUGCGAGGGAGAGGGUGAAGUACACGAUUGGGGAGGAGAAUUUGGAAAGUCACGAGUAUGAGGGUUUGGGCCAUACGGCUUCCGGGGCUAUGUUUAGAGAUAUGUGUGGGUUUUUAGAGAAGAUGAUUCCUGAGUAAUGGAGGGAGAUGCGAACUGUGCUGUUUGUAGAGGGGAUUGUGAUGAACAUAAUUCCAGUGGAUCGAAUGCUUAUUUUUAUUGACUUGACUUGGAACUGAGAGCUAACUUAGGUGAUAUAAUCCGAGGAAAAUAUUGAUAUGGUUGAAGUGAGCUUUUGCUACACAAUAUCUAGUGAGUUCUCGCUUUAUCUUUCAGGCGAUUCGCUUUGUGGUUCUGUUUGUUAUGAUUGCAGCAUCAUAAAAGGGGCUGAAGCGAACCUGUCGGCUACGGGAAGCCUUUAUGAUGCUCAAUGGUUGUGCAUUUGCUGGAUCUGGCAUUAAUCAACAUUUGUUGAAGUAUCAUAUAUCUAUAUCUCUCGUCAUCGACCAACUUCUAAACUCAAGCCUGCUUGACCAUUUAGAACUGUUUAUUUCGCCCUACAGUCUGUGCACCAAGCGGGCGAGCUCCGCUUAGAUAGGCGCAAAACCCAACGUUGUGGUCGCGAUGUGUGAUCACUCGAAAUAAAU